AUUAGUAUUAAUUAAAAUUCUUGAAACUAAAAAGGCAUGCCUAUUUUGACAUUAUUUCAAAAUAAAAUAAAUAAGUAAUAUUCAGGGCUGUCUCUGAUAAAUGAGGGACUCUGUACGACAGGGGGCCAUCCCAGCCCCACAACAAGAAGAGCUGAGAACGAUCCUAUGCCAAAAUAAGAGAAGCCAUGCCCAUAGUUGCUACUCACGCUCUGGCCCAUUAGCUAUUUCUCAUCAACCAGGCUCGGUUUCCUUUCUCCUUAGAGGAAAGGAUUCGGAAGUACGGCCUAUAGAACAGAUCCUGUUCAAGGCUUUGCUGGUAGAGUCACACACCUCCUCUCUCCUACUGGCAUUCCAAACCCCCCUUCCGAGCUCUUCUCCGCUUUUCUCGGCUUCUGUUCCAGCAAGCGAGAGCAUGGGGAAAGGGCCUGGUCUUUACUCCGGCAUCGGAAAGAAAGCUCGAGAUCUUCUGCACAAAGAUUACCAGACGGAUCACAAGUUCACAGUCACUACCCAAUCGCCAACUGGAGUUGCCAUAACCUCAUCAGGGUCAAAGAAAGGAGAUCGAUUUGUGGCUGAUCUUAAUAUUAAGCUUAAGAGCAAGAAGAUUACCACAGAUAUCAAAGUUGAUAGCAACUCAAAUCUUUACACAACUAUUACUGGUGAUCAACUUGCUCCUGGAUUGAAGACAAUUUUUAGCUUCAGAGUUCCUGAUCAAAGAUCAGAAAAGAUUGAAGUUCAAUAUUUACACAAGUAUGUCGGAAUAAACACCAGUGUUGCUUUGACAGCCAGCCCAGUUAUCAACUUCUCUGGGGUCGUGGGAACUAAUGAUGUAGCUCUUGGCACUGAUGUGGCUUUUGACACAAAGGCUGGAGCUUUUACCAAAUAUGUUGCUGGAUUGAGCGUCACAAGUUCUGACCUCGUUGCCUCCUUGAGUCUGAGUGAGAAGGGUGACAUGCUGAGUGCCUCCUACUAUCACAACGUGAAACCAUUGACACAUACCUCUAUUGGGGCCGAGGUGAAGCAUAGGUUCUCAAAAGGCGAGAAUACCCUCACCAUCGGUACACAACACCAACUGGAUCCGCUGACGACAGUGAAGGCAAGGGUGAAUAACGCCGGCAAGGCGAGUGCCCUUAUUCAGCGUGAAUGGCGCCCCAAGUCCCUUUUCACUGUGUCAGGUGAAGUGGACACAAAGUCUUUUGACAAGAGCCCCAAGUUUGGGUUGGCUUUGACUCUCAAGCCAUAAUAUUUGUGUUUUCUGGAAUAGUUAGCUAUAAGCUACUUGGGCAUGAUUAACAAUUUACAGUUACAUCCUCAAAGGGACUGUUUCUCUUUUUAUGGUUGAUUUGAUUUGGCUGGAGGCUAUAUACUCUAUAGGUGUUGCAUCACAAUGCAAUAAUUGUGGCUUGACUAUCAACAUUGUUCUGCUGCUAUGCCUUCAGGUUUUUGGUUCUUACAUUCUUCUACGAGUGUCCUAUCUUCUACGGAGUAUGUUUUAAGUGGUUACGGAAUAUAUUGUAAUUCUACACCCUCUAUCCUUCAACUUUAGAGCUUUUUUUAUAGUU
Messenger RNA from Cuscuta campestris, 1562 nucleotides. The record is from the annotation of a GenBank genome assembly. NCBI's taxonomy places the organism in Eukaryota, Viridiplantae, Streptophyta, Magnoliopsida, Solanales, Convolvulaceae.